GUGUGUGUGAGUGAGCGAGUGAGUGUGUGAGUCGCUCCAAACUUGGCCGGUAACUUCUCCGCAUCUGCCGCACGUUUGAUUGUUGACCGCGCAGCCGGGGCGAAGUGACGCGGGGGAGAGCGGAGAGGCACUGCGGACUUUUAACUGGACAUAUGGUGUGUGUGUGUGCGUGUGUGUGCCGGAGGAGUAACCCAUGAAACAAAGGCGAAAUUUACUGCUGUAGUCCCACACACACACACGCACACACACACACACACACACACUGAGUGACAGACGGAGCGGCGGAGUGUCCAGCGGACCUACAGGACCAACACCAUGGACUAAAACUUUUUGCACCGGGGAUUAAACACAUGAGCUGGAUUGACUGGAUGCGCGCUUUCCACACACACAUCCUCCGGGAUUAAAACGAGGAGGGCCAAUGGAUAAUUUCUUCACGGAGGGUGCGCGGGUCUGGCUACGGGAGGAUGAGCAGUACCUUCCCAGCACCGUGUCCUCUUGCUCUGGAGGUGUGGUCGUGUUUGCCACAGACUACGGCCAGGUGUACACCUACAAGCAGAAUGCCCUGACCAGGCAGAAGGUGCAGCCCAUGCACCAGAGCAGCAUCAGAGGGGUGGAGGACAUGGCGACGCUGGAGGACCUGCACGACGGGGCCAUCAUGCACAACCUGUUCCUGCGAUACCGGCAGGGCAACAUCUACACGUACAUCGGCUCCAUCCUGGCGGCGGUGAACCCGUACCAGGCCGUCCCGGCGCUGUACGACCGGCCCGCGGUGGAGCGCUACAGCCGCCACCACCUGGGAGAAAUCGCCCCGCACAUCUACGCCGUCGCCAACGAGUGCUACCGCUCGCUGUGGAAGAGGCUGCAGAGCCAGUGUGUGCUCAUCAGCGGAGAGAGCGGCGCCGGGAAAACAGAAAGCACCAAGCUGAUCCUCAAGUUCCUGUCGGCCAUGAGCCAGCACUCGCUGGAGCUGUCGUCCAGAGACGGGACGUCCCACGUGGAGGAGGCGCUGCUGGAGAGCAGCCCCAUCAUGGAGGCCUUUGGAAACGCCAAGACGGUCUACAACAACAACUCCAGCCGCUUCGGGAAGUUUGUCCAGCUGCAUUUCUGCCAGAAGGGAAACAUCCAGGGGGGCAAAAUCGUCGACUACCUCUUAGAAAAGACCCGGGUGGUCAGACAGAACCCAGGAGAGAGAAACUACCACAUCUUCUACGCCCUGUUUGCAGGAACCAACGCCCAGCAGAGAGAGGCGUUCGGGCUGAGCCACGCCGACAGCUUCCACUACCUGCAGCAGUCGGGCUGCGUGGCCGACAAGACAAUCAACGACAAGGAGACGUUCCAGGAUGUCCUGAAUGCCAUGCGUACGAUGCAGUUCACGGAGGAGAACAUCGGGGAGAUCCUGCGCCUCCUGGCGGGGAUCCUGCACGCCGGAAACAUCGAGUUCAUGACCGCCGGAGGAGCGCAGGUCUCCUCCAAAUCAGCGCUGAACCGGACCUCGGAGCUUUUGGGGCUGAACGCAGAUCAGCUGGCCGAGGUCCUGACCCACCGCUCCAUGAUCCUCAGGGGCGAGGAGAUCUCCACACCGCUCACGGUGGAGCAGGCGGUGGACUCCAGAGACUCCAUGGCCAUGGCACUUUACUCGCAGUGUUUCACCUGGAUCAUCCGCAAACUCAACAACCGCAUCAGGGGCAAGGAGGACUUCAAAUCCAUCGGCAUCCUGGACAUCUUUGGAUUCGAGAAUUUCGAGGUCAACCGCUUUGAGCAGUUCAACAUCAACUAUGCAAACGAGAAGCUUCAGGAAUAUUUCAACAAGCACAUUUUCUCCCUGGAGCAACUUGAAUACAACAAAGAGGGCCUGGUGUGGGAGGACAUCAACUGGAUGGACAAUGGAGAGUGUCUGGAUCUGAUCGAGAAGAAACUGGGGCUCCUGGCUCUGCUGAACGAGGAGAGUCACUUCCCCAAAGCCACAGACGACACGCUGCUGGAGAAGCUGCACAGUCAGCACUCGAAAAACCCUUUCUAUGUGAAGCCGCGAGUCGCUGUACACUACUUUGGAGUCAAACACUAUGCAGGAGAGGUGGUGUACGACGUGCGGGGGAUGCUGGAGAAGAACAGGGACACGUUCAGGGACGACAUCCUCAACCUGCUGAGGGAGAGCAGGCUGGACUUUGUCUACGACCUGUUUGAACACGUGCUGAGCCGCAACAAACAGGACACACUCAAGUCCAGCUCCAAGCACCGGCGGCCCACCGUCAGCUCCCAGUUCAAGAACUCCCUGCACUCCCUGAUGGCCACGCUCAGCACCUCCAACCCUUACUUCGUUCGAUGCAUCAAACCAAACACACACAAGAUGCCUGACCAGUUCGACCAGACGGUGGUUCUGAACCAGCUCAGGUAUUCAGGCAUGCUGGAGACGGUGAAGAUCCGGCGCACCGGCUUCCCCAUCCGCAGAGCCUUCCAGGACUUCUGCUGCAGGUAUAAGGUGCUGAUGAGGGACGCGUCGAUGCCGGACGACCCCAGGGGGCGCUGCAUCCAGCUGCUGCACCUGUACGACAGCAGCAGCGCAGAGUGGCAGCUGGGCAAGACCAAGGUUUUUCUCAGGGAGUCCCUGGAGCAUCAUCUGGAGAAGCAGAGGGAGGUGGAGGUGCUGAAAGCAGCGAUGGUCAUCCAGGCUCACGUCCUGGGCUACAUGGCCAGGAAGCAGUACCGCCGGCUGCUGCAGUGCAUCGUGGUCAUCCAGAAGAACUACCGGGCCUUUUACUGGAGGAGGAAGUUCCUGCUCCUCCGCUGGGCGGCGCUCACCUUCCAGAAACGGCUGCGAGGCCAGCGAGCCCGGCGGGCCUACAGCCUGCUGCAGGAGGAGAGGAGGAGGAGGGAGGAGGAGGAGCAGAGGAGGAGGAUGGAGGAGCAGAAGGAGAGGGAGAGGCAGAGGCAGGAGGCCGAGCGACUCGCCAGAGAGGCUGAGGAAACCAGGAGAAUGGAGGAGCUGCAGCGUGCUGAGCGGCUCGCCUCUCAGGCUGUGGCCCAGUCCCAGCCUGCGCUGGCGGCCGCAACAUCUCCAGACGCCCUGGAAGAACUGGAGUCGUCCGAGGCCUUUGAGGAGGUGUCCGAAGAGGAGGAGGCGAUCCGGCCUCAGGACGCGUCUCAGGUGGAGGAGAUCCUCCGGCUGGAGCGGGAGAUCCAGGCCCUGCAGAGGCAGAAGGAACGUCAGGAGCUCUCACUGACCGAGGCGUCCCUGAACCGCCUGCAGCUCCUUCGAGACCAGGAGCUCCGGCGUCUGGAGGACGAAGCCUGCAAGGCGGCACAGCAGUUCCUCGACUCGCUGAACUUUGAUGAGAUUGACGAGUGCGUGAGGAACAUCGAGAGCUCGUUGGGAGUCAGUGAAGGAGGCGAGAAGGCGAAGGAAGGCGGGAGGAGGAGAGGCGAGGAGGAGGAGGAGGUGGACGAAGGCUUCGGGGCCGAUGAUGAGGCCUUCAAAGACUCGCCAAAUCCGAGCGAACACGGCCACUCUGACGGCCAGCGGACGAGCGGCAUCCGGACAAGCGACGACUCGUCUGAGGAAGACCCGUACGCCAACGACGGCGUGAUCCCGCCGCUGCCGCCGACCACCCUGCUCCACCAGCCCCUGCCCUUACCGCCGGUGCCCCCACCCUGCCACAGCGUGUCGUCCAGCGGGGACUCCGCCUACUGCCACCCCCAGGCUUCGUCCGAGGCCCCGUCUGACGACCUGGUGGAGCUCAUACCGCCGGAUGAGGAUUCGGACUACGACCAGGACGACUACGAUGAGGGCGCCAUCGUGUCCAGCGGCAGCGUGGCCCUGUCCAACCCUCGCAGCGGCCAGUGGUCUCCAGACUACCGCGGCUCCGUGGGCACCUACAACAGCUCGGGGGCGUACCGCUUCAGCUCCGAGGGUGCACAGUCUUCGUUCGAGGACAGCGAAGACGACUUCGACAGGUUUGACACGGAUGACGAGCUGUCAUACCGGCGAGACUCGGUGUACAGCUGCGUCACGCUGCCCUACUUCCACAGCUUCCUCUACAUCAAAGGAGGCCUGAUGAACACGUGGAAGCGUCGCUGGUGCGUUCUGAAGGACGAGACCUUCCUGUGGUUUCGGGCCAAGCAGGAGGCUCUGAAGCAGGGCUGGCUACACAAGAAGGGGGGCGGCUCGUCCACGCUGUCCCGCCGCAACUGGAAGCGCCGCUGGUUCGUCCUGCGGCAGAGCAAGCUCAUGUACUUCGAGAACGACGGCGAGGAGAAGAUGAAGGGGAUGCUGGACAUGCACGCCGCCAAAGAAAUCGUGGACAACACCAACAAGGAGAACGGCAUCGACAUCGUGAUGCCAGACAGGACGUACCAUCUGAUCGCCGAGUCUGCCGAGGACGCCAGCCAGUGGUUCAGCGUGCUGAGCCAGGUGCAGAGCUCCACAGAGCAGGAGAUCAGGGAGAUGCACGACGAGCAGGCCAACCCGCAGAACGCCGUGGGAACGUUGGAUGUGGGGAUGAUCGAUUCGGUUUGUGCGUCAGAUAAUCCGGAGAGGCCGAACUCCUUCGUCAUGAUCACGGCGAACCGCGUGCUGCACUGCAACGCCGACACGCCCGAGGAGAUGCACCACUGGAUCACGCUGCUGCAGCGCUCCAAGGGCGACACGCGCGUCGAGGGCCAGGAGUUCAUCAUCCGAGGCUGGCUGCACAAGGAGAUGAGGAACAGCAGCAAAGCCUCCCUGAAGCUGAAGAAGCGCUGGUUCCUGCUUACCCACAAUUCCCUGGACUACUACAAGAGCUCGGAGCGGAACGCGCUGAAGCUGGGAACGCUGGUGCUGAACAGCCUCUGCUCCGUGGUUCAGCCCGACGAGAAGGUCUUCAAAGAGACCGGCUACUGGAACGUGGUCGUGUACGGCCGGAAACACUCGUACCGCCUCUACACCAAGCUGCUGAACGAGGCCACGCGCUGGGCCAGCGCCAUCCAGAACGUCAUCGACACCAAAGCCCCCAUCGACACGCCCACCCAGCAGCUCAUCCAGGACAUCAGGGAAAACUGCCUGAACUCUGAGGUGGUGGAGCAGAUCUACAAGAGGAACCCCAUCCUGCGCUACAGCCACCAUCCGCUGCACUCGCCGCUGCUGCCGCUGCCCUACGGAGACAUCCACCUCACCUCUCUGAGGAGCAGGAGCUACACCACGCUGCAGGAGGAGGCCCUCAAGGUGUUCAGCUCGCUGCAACACCUGGAGGGCGUGGCCGACCCGGUGCCCAUCAUCCAGGGCGUCCUGCAGACGGGCCAGGAGCUCAAACCGCUGCGGGACGAGCUCUACUGCCAGCUGAUCAAGCAGACGUGCAGGCCUCCGCAGCCCGGCAGCCCCGGGAACCUCUGCAGCUGGAAGAUCCUGGCCUGCAUGUCCUGCACCUUCGUCCCCACCAGGAGCGUCCUCCGAUACCUCAAGUUCCACCUCAAGAGGACCCGAGAGCUGUUCCCCGGCUCAGAGAUGGAGCGCUACGCCGCCUUCACCCUGGACUCCCUGAAGAAGACCCGCGCCAGGGAAAACAUCCCGUCGCAGGAGGAGAUACGAGCCAUCGUGGCGCGGCAGGACAUGACGACCACUGUGCACUGCCACGGGGGAGGAUCCUGCAAGAUCACCAUCAACUCGCACACCACAGCUGGAGAGGUGGUGGAGAAGCUGAUCCGUGGCCUGGCCAUGGAGGACAGCAGGAACAUGUUUGCUCUGUUCGAACACAACGACACCGCAGACAAAGCCAUCGAGAGCCGCACCGUGGUGGCCGACGUGCUCGCCAAAUUUGAAAAGCUCUCGGCCAGCCAAGACGAGCACAACACCGGCUGGAAGUUUUACUUCAAGCUCUACUGCUUCUUGGACACAGACAACGUCCCCAAAGACAGCGUGGAGUUUGCCUUCAUGUUCGAGCAGGCCCAUGAGGCAGUGAUUCGUGGCCAGUACCCCGCCCCAGAGGAGACGCUUCAGUUCCUGGCUGCGCUGAGGCUGCAGUACCUCCUCAGUGACCACAGUGCCCAGGCCACCAUCCCCGAAAUGUCCCAGGUGUUCCCCAUGGCGCGAUUGCGGGCCCGGGUCCAGAACUCGGCCAGGACGUUCGCGUCCGGUACCGGAUCCGUGGCCGAACGUUCAGGAACGUCGGAGAGGAAACGCUCGAGCUUCCUGGAGGGGACGCUGAGGCGGAGCUUCAGGAGCGGCUCGCUGAGUCGGCAGAAGCUGGAGGAGGAGAACAACCUGGAGGCGUGGAUGAGGGAGGAGGCGGCGGCGGUUCGGGCCAGCGUGUUGGACAAGUGGAGGAAACUGCAGGGGAUGAACCAGGAGCAGGCCAUGGUCAAAUACAUGGCUCUGGUCAAGGAGUGGCCAGGAUACGGCUCGACGCUGUUCAACGUUGAGUGUCGUGAUGGCUCUUUCCCCUUCGAGCUGUGGUUGGGUGUGAGCAGGGAAGCCAUAUCUGUGUAUAAACGAGGGGAGCCCUGGCCUCUGGAGGUCUUCCCAUAUGAACAGAUCCUUUCCUUUGGCGCUCCACUGCCCAAUGCCUACAAAAUUGCCGUCGAGGGCCGCGAAUUGGUCUUCGAAACCAGUCUGGUAAUGGACAUCGCCAAGCUGAUGAAGGCCUACAUCAGCAUGAUCGUCAAGAAGCGCUACAGCAACUGUCAGUCUGUCAGCAGCCACGGCAGCCAGUGCAGCGCCUGGUGAACUCUCAGCCCUUCACUCUUUGACCUUUUCACUUUUGAUCUUUGGCCACUAAAACCAGACGGCCGUGGAGGUUGAGCGUGGCUGCUGUCGGCCGUGCAAGGACGCCGAUCCUCAGCGCACUGGAGAAAGCAGCUCUUUUUUUGUUUCGUUGGGUUUUUUGGUUUUGUUUUUUGUUUUUUGUUUUUUUUUGUCCAACUGACUUUGUAAAUGCUGGAGACCACGGAUUAAAAACCACGAUGCUCUUAAUGUUAACCAGCUAGUUAUCUGAAGGGUUUCAUUCCAAAUCACUACCCAUCCACACUGGAUUUCUUCACAGUAUACUGAAUGUAAUUUCAGACGAUAAGAUUUUGUAUAGAAAAGUCUUAAAAUAUGGCGGUGAAUAGGGCUACUGGUUCGAGCUGCCUUCUUUAAACCACAGAGGAUGUGUUGAUACCGCAUUUUUGUGUCCUUGAGCAAUUUCUACUGUCACCGCCCCAGACCUUUGACCACCAUGUUGGCAGUAAAGCAAAAAGAGAAUUUCCUUCCAGGGAUCAAGAGAGAAUCGCAUCUCGUUAAAGACGCAUUCACAGCAAUCAUGUUUGGUGCAGGUUAUUUGAAAUUUUUACUUCUUAAGCGCAGUUUGUCUGGCCUGAAAACACCUGAAAGUGCCAGUCUCAGUCCUUUUCCAAGCAAGAGUACGAACGACAUCAGAGCCAACAACCCCAACAUGCAAGGCUUUGUGGGUAAAGUCGGACAAAGAUGCAGUUCGUCAAGUUUGGAAAGCCGAGUAAAACAAAACAGGCCUGGACUGACACUCGUGCACUGCUGUUUCUUUGUGUGUUUUUAAUUGGUAUGAACACCAGAGAAGAAGAACAGGCAGACAAGGCCGCCACGCUCAGCUGAGCCCCAAAAUCAUAAACCUGGCAGGAGGACAGCUUUAUGAAACUCUCUUCAGGUAACAAGUUAAUUUGCAACUCCAAGGUGACUUUUGUUCACAGGCCCUGGUUUGCUUGUAAUUGGGCAGCGGAACCCUAAACGAACUGAAUUCAAAAAUGCGACAAAGUGGACUUUGCACCCCGGAUACGACCAAAGAAAACCAACAGCAGGUGUGUUUUCUCACCGCUCAUCGCUUUGUAAGACCCGCUGUCCAGGUUUUCAAGUGUGGACGUUCUCAUUUUGGAAUGAAACCUUUCAUUUCCACCUGAUGCUAACGCGCCGCGGCACCACAAGGGCUGUCGUUACCGAGGCUGUACCUUUUUGUAUGUGUGGAUGUGGGUGUGUGGUUGUGCUUUUAAAGCGGGGUGUGUUGAUAGGUGGUCAGAAUGUAAAAAAAAAAAAAAAAAGAGAAAAGAAAAGAAAAGAAAAUACUUAAAGGCUUCAAGGCUUUUUUCCUCUUCUUGGAACGACUCUGGGAUUUCUGGAAGGACUCGCUCCAGGACUUUCUGCUCAGUGUAAAUAAUAUGCAACUGUAGUCGUCUUAAGCAUUUCAAGUUUCCUUGUGAUUGUUGCAGAAGGUAUUUGCUCGCGAUGUGGAGGUCACUCAAGUGCCUGGUUCAGAAGACAAACCUAAGCAGGACGAACUCCGCUUUUGAGUCCAGUUUUUCUAUAAAUGCCACUCUGUUUUUUUUAAUAACCAGAUUCUGGAAGGCGCUCCCAAGUUCCCUUUAACUACUAAUGUACUUGUACCCUGCAAAAACGAUCCAGCUCUGCAAGUCAUUUAAGCUAACGUUGGGUAUGGAAAUCCCCUUUCUCUAAAUCUGCCAGCAGUGACACUGAU
This is a messenger RNA of Myripristis murdjan (pinecone soldierfish), 8450 nucleotides long. RefSeq names its product myosin X (gene myo10). Gene Ontology annotation, biological process: cytoskeleton-dependent intracellular transport; regulation of filopodium assembly; regulation of cell shape. Bases 419 to 6694 code for a protein of 2091 amino acids. Gene Ontology annotation, cellular component: filopodium; myosin complex; cytoskeleton. NCBI's taxonomy places the organism in Eukaryota, Metazoa, Chordata, Actinopteri, Holocentriformes, Holocentridae. Gene Ontology annotation, molecular function: actin filament binding; plus-end directed microfilament motor activity; ATP binding. The transcript is spliced from 41 exons. The record is from RefSeq and is a predicted model, not a curated record.